AUGUCGUCAGAACGUCGUUGGGAUCAACGCCGCUUUCGCCUUGAGGAGUCGACAACUCUCAACAAUGGCAAGCGUACAAUUUUCAUCGAAGCCAUGACUCCGGGCACAACUGUCCCACCUCACUUCCACACCCGAUUCUCAGAGACUUUUGAUCUUAUGGAGGGAUCCAUCUCCGUCUACAAAAGCACUCAACCCGACCUCGAAGUUCUGGAGUCUUCUGCCGAGCCACUCGAGGUUGGAAGGCCCCAGACCGUCCAGCCCAAUUUAUACCACAAGUACUUAGUCAGCGGCGAUGCAGGUGCCGUGUUGCGAGUCGUUCUUGAGCCAGGUGAUGCGGACUUUGAGAGGCUUCUGAAAAUUAUGAAUGGUUUGGAUGCGGAUGGCAAGUUGAAGCAGAUGGGCGAUAGCUUGGUGCUCAUGGCUAUUGUUAUGGAGCUUAGUGAUGCUCAUCUUAUUGGUCCGGCUAAGGCUAUGCUGGAUGGUGUGAGGAAGGAGAAAGAGGAUGAGAUUGCGGCUUUGAGAGCUGAGUUAUUGAAGGCUUAUGACACCGAGGAAGCUUUGCAUGGGCUACUGCAUGGGUGA
Messenger RNA from Fusarium venenatum, 582 nucleotides. RefSeq lists its product as uncharacterized. NCBI's taxonomy places the organism in Eukaryota, Fungi, Ascomycota, Sordariomycetes, Hypocreales, Nectriaceae. The record is from RefSeq and is a predicted model, not a curated record.